UCCUCCAGCUGUGCUGUUACACUGCACUAUAGAGCAAGCAACUAUCGUCCUUGACCCCACCAUUCUAAAGGCAACCUCCUUGUAGUGAUCUCGGCGGAAAGCAUGUUUUCACCGUUAUAUAACAAACACGAUCAGUCAACCAUUAUCAAACACAAAUAACAAAAGAUGGAAGAUUUGGAUGUGUGUGCUUUAUGACGAUGGGGAAGUGAUGCUGGCUAAUUAUACACACAAUGGGCUAACCCAGACACCUGUUACUUUCAUCUCAUCCCCUUAGAGCUGAUCAAUGUUACACUUCUUUCAGUACUCGAUCUCACACACUGAAAGCAGGCAAUCUUUUAAAUCUCUCAUGUGAACAAUGUUCUUCCAUUUGAUGCAUGUGGCACUGCUUGGCCAGUGGUGUUGUCUCACCACAUCAACAGCUAGCGUUUCUUAUCCCAAAACUCUGCCCUGUGAAGUUAGAGAGACCAACAACGGGAGUGAGGUGACGGUGGACUGCACUGAGAAAAGUCUCAAAGAUAUCCCACGUGGCAUCCCAAGAGACACUACCAAUCUGACGCUCACCAUCAACCACAUUCCUAAAUUAAACUCCACCUCCUUUCAUGGUCUGGAGAACCUGACUGAAAUAGACAUGAGGUGCAACUGUGUGCCCAUCAAAAUCGGGCCCAAGGACCGCAUGUGCACAGAGAGUGUGAUCAUAGAGGAAAACACCUUUACCAGCCUGAGGAACUUGCGAGCAUUGUAUCUAGACGGCAAUCAACUCUACAGUAUUCCUAAAGGCCUCCCUCCGAACCUGAUCCUGCUAAGUUUGGAAGUGAAUCACAUUUUUCAUAUUUCAUCAGCAAACCUCUCUGACAUUAGAAAUAUUGAGAGGCUGUACCUCAGUCAAAACUGUUAUUUUCGUAACCCAUGUAAUGUUUCCUAUGAAAUAGAGGAUGAUGCUUUUUUACAGCUUAACAAUUUAACGUUGUUAAGUCUUAAGUCCAAUAACCUAUCCUUCAUUCCACAUCGACUACCCACAAGUCUGAAGGAGUUGUACCUCUACAACAACAACAUUCAAGAAGUCACUGAUGAGGAUUUCAAAAACUUAACCAACCUUGAGAUUCUAGAUAUUAGCGGAAAUUGUCCUCGAUGUUACAACGCUCCUUUCCCGUGCAAUCCGUGCCCAAAUAAUUCCCCACUUAAAAUCAACAAGACAGCGUUUAAAAUGUUGACAAAGCUAAAAACCCUGCGCCUGCACAGUAAUUCUCUAACAUGUGUGCCAUCUGAGUGGUUUGCCAGCACAACAGAGCUAAGAGUUCUUGAUCUCUCAUCCAACUUUUUAGCAAGAGCAAUAGGGGUCACAGACUUUCCACAUUUCCUGGGCAAACUGGAAGAACUGGACCUUUCAUUUAACUAUGAGCUUCAGAGGUACCCUGAAACACUGAGACUGAGCUGCAAUUUCUCAUCCCUCAAAUCCCUUCGAAUUCUCAGACUGAAGGGCUUUGUGUUUCAGCAGUUAAAGCCAGAGAGCAUUGCUCCUUUAAAAACUCUCACAAACUUGGAGGUUGUGGAUCUGGGUACAAACUUUAUCAAAAUGGCCAACCUUAGUAUUCUGAUGGAAUUAAAAAGCUUUAAAAUAAUCAGUCUGUCUGACAACAAAAUAUCAUCCCCCUCUGACGGCCAAGAUACUGUCGGUUUCUCUGGGGGAGAGCCCUUGUACUGGUCUCCCAUGUCGCCUGUAGAUCAGUACCAAAGUAAGGAAGUGAGAGAGAUUCAUUACUUUAGAUAUGAUGAAUAUGCUCGCAGCUGCAAAUACAAAGAUAAAGAACUUGGAACGAUUACAUCCUUUGUCAAGAAGAACUGCAGUCAGUUUGGCAAAACCCUGGAUGUUAGCAGAAAUAACAUAUUUUUCUUGCAUUCAAGAUUUCUAAAUCUCGGAGAGCUUAGGUGCCUGAAUCUGUCUGGAAAUGCAAUGAGCCAAAGUCUGAAUGGCUCUGAAUUUAGCUAUCUGACUAAUUUACAAUAUCUGGACUUCUCCUCAAACCGCCUGGACCUGCUCUACUCCACAGCGUUUCAAGAGUUAAAAAGUCUGGUCAUCUUGGACAUAAGUUACAACAAUCAUUACUUUGAGUCAGAGGGCUUGACUCACAUGCUUAAUUUCACUAAAAAUUUGAAAAAUCUCAAGACAUUGCUCAUGAACCACAACCAGAUCUCUACUUCCACCAACACAGAGCUAGAGAGUGAAUCUCUAGAGAGGUUAGAGUUCAUAGGUAACAGGUUAGAUAUGUUGUGGAGGGACGGGGACAUUAGGUAUGUAAACUAUUUCAAGAAAUUACAUAAUCUGACUGUGCUUGACAUCUCUCACAACAAUCUUAAUUUCAUUCCACAAGAAGUGUUCAGUGGUUUUCCGGACAAACUUUCUGAGCUCUACAUCAAAAAUAACAAACUAAAAGAUAACUCCUUUGAUUGGGAGAAACUACAACUUCUAAAUUCUCUGCAAGUCUUAGAUCUCAGUGGGAACAGCUUAACUACUGUUCCGCCUAUGCUGUCAACAUGUACCAAAUCUCUAAAGAAGCUCCUGUUACAUAAAAACCAGAUCAUAAAACUCACGCCCGAUUUUCUCAAGGAUGCCUACAACUUACAAUAUCUGGAUCUUAGUUUUAACCACAUACAGCACAUUGACAAAUCUAGCUUUCCAGAUGAUGUCGUCAAUAAGAUGACAAUGCUGCUUCUGCACAAAAACAGAUUUGUGUGCACUUGCAACUCUACUUGGUUUGUCACAUGGCUCAACAGGACCACAGUGCCCAUCCCAAGACUGGCCACGGAUGUUACCUGCGCUAGCCCAGGGGCACAACGAGGUCAUCUUGUGCUCUCAGUGGACCUGUUGGCCUGCCAGCACAACUACCUGUCAAUCAUCCUCUAUAUACUCAUGACUUCCCUUGUCCUCAGCUUUCUCACCCUGUCAAUCUCCAGCCAUCUCUUCCUGUGGGACGUCUGGUACGUCUACCACUUCUGCAGGGCAAAGCUCAAAGGCUAUGGCCGCCUGUAUUCCCAAAGCUCCACCUAUGAUGCCUUUGUGAUAUAUGACAAGGAGGAUGUGGCGGUAACAGAGUGGGUGAUGAAGGAAAUGGUUGCUCACCUGGAGGACCAUGUAGACUGCCGGCUGACGCUUUGUCUGGAGGAACGGGACUGGAUCCCUGGAUGCCCCCUGAUCGACAACCUCUCCCAGAGCAUUCACAACAGCAAGAGGACUGUGUUCAUUCUCACCAGCAAAUAUAUCAAAAGUGGGAACUUCAAGACAGCUUUCUACAUGGCCCACCAAAGAUUAAUGGAUGAAAAAGAUGAUGUCAUUGUACUUAUCUUUUUGGAGAAAGUACCUUGCAACUCAAAGUACCUGAGAUUAAGGAAGAGACUGUAUAAGCGCUCUGUGAUGGAGUGGCCAACAAACCCUCAAGCCCAGUUUUACUUCUGGUUCAGCCUGAGAAGUGUUUUAGCAACUGAAAGUCACAAACAAUACAACAAUCUCUUCAAAGAGACACUGUAAAACAAUAUACUGUCAUACUUAGUUCCUUCAUAAUUAGAGUUGGCACUGAAUGUACAUCUGUAAAUGAGUUACAAUGUGUGAACAUCCCACUUGUGAAUGUAAGAAAAAGACAACAGAUUGAAUUAAAUUACUAAUUGUUUAUUAUAAAUUCCCUUUUACUGUCAAUCAGUAGGGAACUGGUCGUCACUCUUUGUCAUCUACACAAAGAAAACAAUAUAACUUUUUCCAUGUCAUAAAAAAAAGGAAGUGAAACAGAUGUACUUCUGCAAUUGAGGGGCUACUUCUGCACCAGAACCUCUUUGUAAGAACCAGCCAGCUUGCUGCUUUUGUUUGACUUCAGCGUGUGUGUUGUAUUUUAUAGAUUUUAAGUUGGAUAUAUUAACUUUGGUUUCAGCUUUACUUGCAAGUGCCAUUGCUUUUUUGUCAUUCAAGAAUCAAUACCGUGCAUGCACAAUGGUGAGUUUUAUUGAUAAAAGUUUCUCCAUACGUUUUUUUAAGCUUUACUCUAUCAAUAGUGGAGAAUAGAUUUAAAUACUGAAAGUAAAAUAAAUGUUUUACUCAUCCAACGCUUGUUAUGGAUUUACUGGUUAUCUGUUUGAGCUUUUUAAUUGGAUGUUUCUGUAAUAUGAACUGUGAGGGUUUUGUCUUCUAUGAGGAACAUUGUGGCACUAGAUGAUACUUGUACUGUGUAUACAUUUAUUUGACUAUAACAACUUUGACUAUUUGAAAAUAUUUUGGCACAUUUUAUAAUGGAGUGUUCUACAUUAAACAAUUUACAUUAAAAUGUAUUUACAACUGUGUGAACAAAAAGAUUAUAUUUUUUCUAUGAGUAUAAAAAACAAGCAGCGGUCUGUCGUUGGAUUAGUGAUUACAAACUCAUACUGUGCCGCCAAACCCACAUAACAAACAUAAUACGUGUGUCAGGACGACAUCUUGCUAAAGGGGUCUAAAAUAAUUUAUAAGAAAUAAAGGGGAAACCAGAUG
Messenger RNA from Etheostoma cragini (Arkansas darter), 4507 nucleotides. RefSeq names its product toll-like receptor 7 (gene tlr7). The transcript has 2 exons. Gene Ontology annotation, molecular function: protein binding; pattern recognition receptor activity. Gene Ontology annotation, cellular component: plasma membrane. Lineage: Eukaryota; Metazoa; Chordata; Actinopteri; Perciformes; Percidae. The record is from RefSeq and is a predicted model, not a curated record. Gene Ontology annotation, biological process: toll-like receptor signaling pathway; defense response to virus; canonical NF-kappaB signal transduction. The coding region runs from base 356 to 3523 and encodes 1055 amino acids.